AUGGAGAGAUCCAAUUGGACUUCUCCUGUGAUGGGGUUCAUUCUCCUGGGCCUCUCAGCCCACCCAAAGCUGGAGAAAACGUUCUUUGUGCUCAUUUUACUGAUGUACCUGGUGAUCCUGCUGGGUAAUGGGGUCCUCAUCCUGGUCACUGUGUCUGUCUCCCGCCUGCACACGCCCAUGUACUUCUUCCUGGGGAACCUCUCCUUCCUGGACAUCUGCUAUACAACCUCCUCAGUCCCCCUCAUUCUCGACAGCUUCCUGACCCCCAGGAAAACUGUACCCUUCUCAGCCUGUGCUGUGCAAAUGUUUCUUUCCUUCGCCAUGGGAGCCACAGAGUGUGUGCUUCUGGGCAUGAUGGCAUUUGAUCGCUAUGUGGCCAUUUGUAACCCCCUUAGGUACCCUGUGGUCAUGAGCAAGGCUGUCUACGUGCCCAUGGCUGCCAGCUCCUGGGCAGCUGGAAGCACGACCGCCAUGGUGCAAACAUCCUUAGCAAUGCGGUUGCCCUUCUGUGGUGACAACGUCAUUAACCACUUCACCUGUGAGAUCUUGGCUGUCCUGAAGUUGGCCUGUGCUGAUAUCUCCAUCAAUGUGAUCAGUAUGGCAGUAGCCAAUGUGAUCUUCCUGGGGGUCCCAGUUCUGUUCAUCUUUAUCUCCUACAUCUUCAUCCUCACCACUAUCCUGAGGAUCCCCUCAGCUGAGGGGAGGAAAAAGGCCUUCUCCACCUGCUCUGCCCACCUCACAGUCGUGGUGGUCUUCUAUGGGACUAUCCUUUUCAUGUAUGGGAAGCCCAAAUCCAAGGACCCCCUGGGGAGAGACAAGCAGGACCUUUCAGAUAAGCUCAUCUCCCUCUUCUAUGGGGUGGUGACCCCCAUGCUCAACCCCAUCAUCUACAGCCUGAGGAACAAGGACGUGAAGGCCGCCGUGAGGAACCUGGUAUUUCAGAAACACUUCAUCCAGUGA
This is a messenger RNA of Leopardus geoffroyi (Geoffroy's cat), 960 nucleotides long. RefSeq names its product olfactory receptor 13C7-like. Bases 1 to 960 code for a protein of 319 amino acids. NCBI's taxonomy places the organism in Eukaryota, Metazoa, Chordata, Mammalia, Carnivora, Felidae. The transcript has a single exon. Gene Ontology annotation, cellular component: membrane. The record is from RefSeq and is a predicted model, not a curated record. Gene Ontology annotation, molecular function: olfactory receptor activity; G protein-coupled receptor activity. Gene Ontology annotation, biological process: G protein-coupled receptor signaling pathway.